Molecule: messenger RNA, 8819 nt
Organism: Gambusia affinis (western mosquitofish)
Lineage: Eukaryota; Metazoa; Chordata; Actinopteri; Cyprinodontiformes; Poeciliidae
Gene: epha3
Product: eph receptor A3
Exons: 17
Coding region: 108-3092 (994 amino acids)
Biological process (GO): axon guidance; cell surface receptor protein tyrosine kinase signaling pathway; protein phosphorylation
Cellular component (GO): plasma membrane; neuron projection
Molecular function (GO): protein binding; ATP binding; transmembrane-ephrin receptor activity
Source: RefSeq, a predicted model, not a curated record
GCUGAAGAGAGACCGAGCAGGAGAGAGGGGGGGAAAGCUGUGUGGAGAGAAGACGUUCCCAGACCAGUCAGUGGCUUCAUGGAGUUCUGUACCUCUGAUCCGCCGCCAUGGAUUGCAAUCCGCGAUCACUUCUUUUCAUUUUACACCUUCUAAUCUCCUGCGUUGUCCCUGCUUUCUUCAUCAUCUACCCCCCCAAUGAAGUUAACCUGUUAGACUCUAAAGCAAGCCAAGGGGAACUGGGAUGGAUUUCCUACCCAUCACAUGGGUGGGAGGAGAUCAGUGGUGUGGACGAGCACUACACCCCCAUCAGGACCUUCCAGGUCUGCAACGUGAUGGAGUACAGCCAGAACAACUGGCUUCGCACCAACUGGAUCACUCGCCAGUCGGCGCAGAAGAUCUACGUGGAACUGAAGUUCACCUUGCGGGACUGCAACUCCAUCCCACUGGUCCUUGGCACAUGUAAGGAGACCUUUAACCUCCUCUACCUGGAGACAGACGAUGACCAAGGAAGCCAUUUCAGGGAGCAUCAGUUUCUGAAGAUUGACACCAUUGCUGCUGAUGAGAGCUUUACCCAAACAGACCUUGGAGAUCGCAUCCUGAAGCUCAACACUGAGGUGCGGGAGGUGGGCCCUUUGAGCAAGAAAGGUUUCUACCUGGCAUUCCAGGACGUGGGUGCCUGUGUGGCUUUAGUCUCAGUCAGAGUUUACUUUAAAAAGUGUCCACAAACUGUGAAGAAUUUGGCCUCCUUCCCUGACACUGUGCCCAUGGACUCCCAGUCCCUGGUUGAGGUCAAAGGCUUGUGUGUCAAUUACUCAAAAGAGGAGGAACCCCCACGAAUGUACUGUAGCACAGAGGGGGAGUGGCUCGUGCCUAUUGGGAAGUGUCUCUGUAACCCAGGAUACGAGGAGAGAAUCAGCACCUGCCAAAUGUGCAGGGCUGGAUUCUACAAAUCUACCCACGGCAACAUGGAGUGUUCAAAGUGUCCGCCUCAUAGCUUCUCCCACCAUGAGGGGUCAUUGCACUGUGGCUGUGAGAAAAAUUAUUUUCGGGCUGAAGGAGAUCCUGCCUCCAUGGCAUGUACACGACCUCCUUCUGCUCCCCGGAAUGUGAUCUCCUCCAUCAACGAGACCUCAGUUAUCCUGGACUGGAGCUGGCCGGAGGACACAGGAGGACGUAGGGAUAUCACUUUUAAUGUCCUCUGCAAACGCUGCCGGGGUGCUGCUGCCAAUGGGAGCACCAGUGGGACUCUGAAUUGUGAGCCUUGUCGAAGCAACGUCCGCUUUCUGCCAAGAGCGACUGGUCUCCAUAACACCACCGUGACAGUGGGUGACCUGUUGGCUCAUACUAAUUACACCUUCGAGAUUGAAGCACAGAAUGGCGUAUCAUCACUGGCACCCAAAAUGAGACAAUAUGCUGCUGUCACCAUUACCACCAAUCAAGCAGCUCCCUCUCCAGUAACAGUGAUCCGAAAAGAGAAGACAUCUCGAAACAGCGUCUCAUUGUCCUGGCAGGAACCAGACAGACCCAAUGGCAUCAUCCUGGACUAUGAGAUUAAAUACUACGAAAAGGAAGAACAGGAGACCAGCUAUACCAUUCUUCGAGCUCGGGGUUGUAAUGUGACUCUGAAUGGUCUGAAGCCCAACACAGCCUACCUGCUCCAGAUCAGAGCUCGCACUGCCGCUGGAUAUGGAGCCAGCAGCCCCAGCUUCCAGUUUGAAACCAGCCCUGACUCAGCCUUUUCAAUCUCCAGUGAGAACAGCCAGGUUGUCUUAAUUGCCAUUUCCUGUGCGGUGGCCAUCAUACUGCUCACCGUGCUGCUCUACAUCCUGAUUGGAAGGUUUUGUUGCCGCAGCAAAUCCAAACAUCCUGAUGAGAAAAGACUUCACUUUGGCAAUGGCCACUUGCGCCUGCCGGGAAUCAGGACUUAUGUGGAUCCCCACACAUAUGAAGACCCGAGCCAGGCUGUUCAUGAGUUUGCCAAGGAACUUGACGCCUCCUGCAUUGCUAUUGAUAAAGUCGUGGGAGCAGGUGAGUUUGGAGAAGUGUGCAGUGGUCGCCUAAAGCUGCCCAGCAAGAAGGAAAUCUGUGUGGCCAUCAAGACUCUUAAAGGAGGUUACACAGACAAGCAGAGGCGGGACUUCCUUGCAGAAGCAUCAAUCAUGGGACAGUUUGAUCACCCCAAUAUCAUCAGGCUGGAGGGUGUAGUGACACGCAGUAAGCCCGUUAUGAUUGUCACUGAGUACAUGGAGAAUGGAUCCCUCGAUAGCUUCCUAAGAAAACAUGAUGCCCAGUUUACAGGAAUCCAGCUGGUCGGCAUGCUGCGUGGUAUCGCCUCGGGCAUGAAAUAUUUGUCAGACAUGGGCUAUGUUCACAGAGACCUGGCAGCCCGAAACAUUCUGGUCAACAGCAAUCUGGUGUGCAAAGUGUCAGACUUUGGCUUGUCCAGAGUACUGGAGGACGACCCGGAGGCUGCGUACACCACCAGGGGAGGAAAAAUCCCCAUACGGUGGACAGCCCCAGAGGCAAUUGCCUACAGGAAGUUUACAUCAGCCAGCGAUGCUUGGAGUUAUGGCAUCGUUCUCUGGGAAGUGAUGUCAUAUGGAGAACGGCCAUACUGGGAGAUGUCCAAUCAGGAUGUAAUAAAAGCUGUAGAUGAGGGUUACCGCUUGCCACCACCCAUGGAUUGCCCUGCCACACUCUAUCAACUGAUGUUGGACUGCUGGCAGAAGGAGCGGAAUAACCGUCCGAAGUUUGACCAAAUUGUCAGCAUCCUUGACAAACUCAUUCGCAACCCCUGCAGCCUCAAAAUCACAGCCAACACUACGUCCAGACCAGCGAACUUGUUGUUGGACAGGAGCAGUGCAGAAGUUCCCUCAGUGGGGACGAUGGGUGACUGGAUGGAUGCCAUGAGGACCUUGCCUUGCAAGGAGGCCUUCUCAGGGGUCAGCUACAGCUCCUGUGACACCCUGGCCAAGACCUCUACAGAGGAUCUGAAAAAGGUUGGAGUGACUAUUGCAGGACCGCAAAAGAAGAUUGUGAGCAGCCUGAAAGCCCUAGAAUCCCAUACCAAGAAUGGUCCAGUACCUGUUUAAAAACAAUAACAAGAAAUGAAAACCACCAGAGACCUUUCUGUUGGUCUGUGUUUACACACACUAACACAGUGGCUACAUAUCUAAAUAAUAUGAAGAUGCAAAUGGAUGGAAAAAAAAAAAGAAAUGUCUCAUGUGAUGUCUUUCAUGCAUUGUUGAAAGCUUUCUAACAGAGAAGUGGGAAAGGGUUCAGAACUGACCUGCUACCUUGUAAGCUGACUGGCUCACCCCUCUCCCUACAAGCCCACAUUGAGAUGCCUUACUGACUAAUAGAGGGGGGAGAGAGAAAACAAAAGGUAAGGAGGUCAGAAAGACAUUAUGAGGAACGCAAGUCUGGUCGUUAAUGGAAAACAAAGCAGGGAGAGACAAAAUGCUGGAGCUGUCCUUGGCUAAUGCCGGCGUCUUCCAAAGGGAGGAGAACAGCUGAUAUGCCAUGUGUAGAAGAACAUGGCAGACAUCCACAGCUGACUUAUAUCAUCUGAAUUGAUGAAGUCUGAGGCUGGGAUAAGAGUUGCAGCUACCUACAUUCAGUACUCAGUCCAAGACAUGGCCAAACUCAUAUGGACUCACCUACUGUUUGACUCUGUAGCUCUAACAUAAAGCAUUUGCAUUCAGUAGACAUGCCACUAAAAGCAAUAAGGUUGUAAUCCAUCAAAUCCAUUCAUCGUGGUGAAGCCCUGGGUAUGUUACAUGUGUUAUGUAUUAAAUGCCGUGGUUUGAAGACCGAGUGGCCAUAAUACUGCACACCCAGAAUUUUCAUUAUUGUGACAUCUUUGUUCCAUGUGCUAAUGUUACGUACUAUUACCCACCACCUUCAUGUGGAAUCUCAGGAUGAGUAUAUCCUGUUUUUUUUUCUACAACAGGAAACCAGUGGAAAGCUGAGAUGGAAGGAAUUUAAUGACAUGAAGGUAAAGAGGAAAUACUUAGAGCAAAGCAAAUGCAAGGAGCCCAAAACAGAAAAAGUGAUCUGUUGGUUGCUGGUCAUUUCACCCUGUUUCAUUUCAUACCUUUGUAAUUGUGGUUGUUCAAAACCUAGUUGUUCUGGGUUCACAAUGGUAUUAUCUGUUGUUUGACUCUUUGCACCUAUCAUCCAUUAAGUAAUACUCACUUUUUUAUUUUAAAGUGAUCCCUUAUGACUUCACUUUAUAAUGGCACCCAACAGGAGAUUAGUCAGAGCUACUGUAGCUUGAUCAGGGGUUCAUCCGUAUGAUAAAUAAAUGGGAACGUGGUGUAGUACCAAUAUUUUUCUUAAAAUAUAAAGUUAAGAUGAAUUAUUCUGUAGAUUUCUACAGUUCUUGAGAAAGAGUUCUGUUACUCAUAAAAAUAUUACUAAAAAUACUGAUAAGCAAUAUUUUAAUUUUAUGGAUAAGAAAUGGUUUGUUUACAAGUAUGAACUGGAAGUAGAAAGAACUAAGUAGCAUUGCAUAGGAAAGAUAUGGGGUACAGAAUGGCAAAGGGGUGAACAGACCCGGAACCCAAUUGUCUCUAUGAAAUGUUUUUGUGAUGCAGAGUUGUUUUUAAACAUUACUUUGAGAUUAGGUUUCCUCUUUGGGAAAGACAAGUUUGGGCCAAGACUUCAAAACAGCUGAUAUUUUUUUUAUUUUUUUGGAUGGGCAAAGUAAGUAAGUAAACAAGGUGGUCAAUCUGAAGAUUUUACACAAUAACUCACUAAAUAAAGCCAUGUGAAAAGCUCUCUCUUUUUUAAAUUUUGGUUUCAAAUAAUUUGAACUACACUUAAAAAAAAAUAUAGAAAACUAACUUCGAACUAAUGAAUCUUGUUGUUUUCCGAGCAAAAAAAUAGAGUGCCUCCUGUAGUUGGUCUUGAUCAUGGUGGAUUCACCAAGAAAACAUUUAUUUUAGUUUAAUAUAAUAAAGUGUUUCUUGUGUUUUCUUUAGAAUAUAGCUCAAUCAUCAAUCGCCCCAGUCUGACUCAAUAUUAAAAUGUUCUGAUAACAUUGCAAUACAUCCAAUAAAUUAUUGCUUUCUGAAAUAGUAACUUGAUAUGCCACGUCCAUCAUGGGAUUUCCUAAAGGCACCUUAAAAUAUCUAUGUAAAUGGAGUACAUAUUAAACGAUGCUAGUCUUCUGCUUUGAUGUCACCCAGCUGGUCCCUCAGUGCAACACUUACCCAGUAUUUUUGAACUGGCACUUUGGUACUUUGUGCUCUUGAACGCGUGAUAUUUACAAUGAAGAUGCUGUCUUUAUGCCUCUUUAAGCACUUGGUACACAUUACUGUAGCACUUUGAAUGACAACGUUUUUGCCUUGGCUGUAGACUAAGCUUGAUUAAAGCACAGGGGUGCUGUUGGUGCUUUUGGGAAACCCAGCCCUGUUCAGUGUGUCAAUUCUGUCUUCCUUUACUUGGUCUACCUGUGGAUGCUGCUGUUGCUGAUAUGUGUUUGAAAUUAGCAUGUACAUAAUGUAAAACCAUCAUAAAGAAAGCAACUAGCACUCCAGAUCUCACUAUAUACAUGGCCAUCCAUUUUUUUGUACAAAUGUUUGUAUGUAUAAAUGAUUGAAUAAAAAUUGUGCAACAUUUUUAAUUAAAAUUGAGGAAAAAAAAUCAUCUGUAUUAUAUUUUAUCUUACUUUGAAUCAUACUUGUUAGUUUUUUUCUACAAUAAAAAGGCAAUUAUGAUUACAUUAUUUAUUUGUUAACAUUAUACAAUGCAUUGAUGAUUUUUGAGCAUAGAUUAAAUUAUGUGUCUGUGAUGUCUUGAUAUGAUUUUAACACAAACUUCAUAUACCUGAGACAUCUGAGAGAGCAAUAUUGUUACGGACCCUAUACAAAUCCCUAAUUUUAUGUCUAAAGACUGACAUGUGUGUCUGUGUGAGUUUGUCUGCAAAUGUAGAUGGCCUUGUCUACUAAUGUAAAAUGGUUUGUAGUGAAAACAUUUAUAUUUUUAUAAUAAAUAAUUCACAAAAUAUUUUCAAAAAAAAAAGAAUGAUUACACAAAUGCUCCUGUGCUUUAUUUCACAUACUCUAAAAAAAAAAAAAAAAGCAAAUUAAAAUAGAAAAAAAAAUCGUCUUCUUUUCUAGAAUGCUAUUCUUAACAACUGAUGAUUACUAUAAAACUCACAAAAUUCAGGCCCUGUCUCAUUGGGCUAAGGCAUCAAUAUCUGUUAGAAUGUGAUCCUCUGGGGUGUAUUAUAAAUGGAGCACUUUCCCCAUGUCCCAUAAUUAAACCAGAGAGUACCCCAACUGCUUUGAGGAUGUAUAAAACUUUUGUAAGGAAGUAACUGUGGUAGUUCAUUUAUGUGAUGUCAGCAUUUUAGGUCCUGAGAAUGUUACACUCCAGGUGUCAAUGUAGCAGCUUAUGGCAUCUAGCCCACAUUCAACCAAACAUGAAUUGGUCAUCAGAAAAUUGGAAGCAGGACUGUCCAUACUGGAUCAAUGCCAUGACCAGGGGCGCCUGUCGGAUAUUAUGGGGCACACACAAAACUAUCUCUGAACCUGACCCACAUGAGCACAUCCCCACCCCCAACACGCAUCAUGUGCAUGGCGCACAAAACCACACAAAUAAGCCACAGCAACAAAAACAGUGUAAGGUCCAACGCACAUAAUGCAACACAUACACACACACAGACUCAUUAGCCUGCACAGUCUACUUUUUUUUUUUUCCUUUUUUAAACAUAUUACACUAAAUGCUAAAGUCAGGAAAGCAAAGCGUACCCGUGUGAUAUGCAGAGGGAGGAGGAUGGAGAUUUCUAGACUCAGGUGGUGUGUCUGAGACUUCCAGAGGAGGAGGUGAAGCAACAAUGUUUGCUUGUUAUGGUCGGUCUAUGGAGAAGUACAGUGGCCCUGAGGUGCAAACCAGUGCAACAUUAAAGGAACUACUACAAAAUUAACAAAGCACAAUAACAAAUUACAAAAGGACUACAACAUUAACAAAGCACAAUUAUAAAUUACAAAAGGACUACAACAUUAAUGAAAGCACUACAACCCAGAAACCUACAUACAUACCUUAAGUAAUCUUACAGAUUUUGCAGAAACAUCCUGGCCCAGAAAUAAUACUUGUGGUGGCAGAAUUGCAGUUGGAUAACUGAGACAAAAUGAGACUUUGACUGCUUUUCACUGUGAAAUUAGAGUGUGGAGGGUGGGGGAUCAUGAUGAAUAUUUACACUAACAAGUUCCUCUUAGGAAUUAACAGAGCAAAAAAGAAAACCUGAAUAUGCUUAAAUGUAGAACCUUAUAAGUAUCUCACUUAUAGAAUGGUUCAACAUGUAUGAUGUUACCUUAGGAAAAAUAUUUUUUUCCAGACUAACUUUUAGAAGGCUCCAUAAAAUUAAGUCUCAUUUGUUUACAUUUCUUCAGUUUCAUUUACAUUCAUCUUCCACUAUAUAGAACAAAAACAAUAAUGCACCAAGAAUAAAAGUAUUAAUUUGCUAACUUCAAAUGGAUUUUAUAUAUCAACUUCCUCAUUCACAACAUGGGAAAGAAUGGCUUUGAUCAUUCUCUUUUGACUUUGUUCUUGAAUUUGAUGUACAAGAAUGUAAACGCCAACAGCACUGGCUGUUCGACAUGUAUUUAUGUUUUUAUUCCUUGCAAACAACGAUGGUGGGCUUGCAUAUGCUUCCUCUUGAAGAUCUGAGUGAGGUAUCCAUUAAACAGGUCUCCUGAUACACAGAUUCUACUCUUCCAUAUACUUAUUUAAAGACCCUUGUGCCAACGUUAGUGUUUUAUUCCAGUGUUGAUAGGAAAGUCUCUCACAGAUUUUGCAUUGAACAUACCAAGAACUCAAACAAAGCUUUUGACUGGUACAGUGCAUCUGGAAAGUAUUCACAGUGCUUCACAUUUUUCCACAUUUUACGAUGUUAAAGCCUUAUUUCUAAUUGCAUUAAACUAAUAUUUCCCUUAAAUUCUACACGCAAAUACCCCAUUAUGACGAUGUAAAAAAUGUUUGAGAUUUUUCAAAUUUAUAAAAAAUGGAAAACCCUGAAAUCACAUCUACAUAAUUUGUCAUGAAGCUCAAAUUUAAGCUUCUUCCACUAAUCUUCCUUGAGAUGUUUCUGCAGCUUAAAUUUUAGACAGAUUCUUAUAAGUGUGUCUUGCAAGAUAAAUAUGCUUUCACAACAAAUGAUUGAUUAUGAUGUGAAGAACAACCAUAUUGAAAUGCAAAGUUGGGCUAAUAAAUUCUGACUGGGGAUUGACUGAGUUUCUCCCACAGUGGGAAGUCAAAUUCCUAUUGAUUUUUUGGAGUAGGAGGUCAGAACUUUUGAGUCCCAACUCCAAACCCAGCUCACUUGUGCCUAAUUAUCUCCACCUGCGCUCUUCAGUAUAUAAGCCUCUCCCAGUCACAGCACUAGUGGCAAAUUAUCAGAACUGACAUGUAGAUGCACUAAGCCUUUUCAAGCCAAGUUAAAAGUAAGUCAACCUUUUUUUCUGUCAUCUGGACUCCUGCAUCUUUGCUGGCUUCUUGUCUGGUUAGGUUUUGCUAUUUCAUUUUGAACCUCAUCUGAUUUUUGACUCUUCUCUUUGUGCUGGAUUUUUAAGCCUGUUGAAGAGUGGUGGCCAUGUUACCAAACAUGGAUGAUUACUUCAAUCACAUCUCCUUUGGGAUUUCUCCUUCCCUUAUGCAAUAAUCUCAACAGGUCGGUCAUUCUCAUUCUGGGCAAGAUUUUGCUAAACUGUCAUGCCUUAGUCACUCACCUCGCUGUUCCAGAUCUCUAAACGGUUCCAGCAAUCCAAUGUCUAAAACUGCAAUAAUCUUUUUAAAUAAAGACUGUUAAACAG